GGAGCUCAGAGGGGACCUAAUUAACUGACAGCCAGUCUGAUUGCCAAGCUUGGGGGGGGGGCAGUGACUGGGAGUGCUCUGUGCCCCCUCCACCCCACACCCUUACUUGUCAGCCCGCCUCACACACCAAGCAGGGCAACUUGACUUUUUUUUUUUAAAAUGAGGACUGGGCUUCGAGUUCCACAGCCUGAGAGAGGCUGCUAGGGGGGCCCAGACCCAGGCCCCCAGCGAUGCACUCCUAGGCCCUCGUGGGCCUGCGGCUGGGGCCCCCACCUGAGCGCCCGUGGGAGGCUGGAGGUGGCUGCAGUGCCCCGGCUCAGCCUCUGCAGCUGGAUCCAGUUUCUCUGCAGCCCUUGAGCUGACCUUAGGUGGUCAGGGCCACGUGGGUGCCGUGGCCCGUGGGCGCCUUCCACAGCCAGCCCCAGCUCCCGAGGCCUGAUGUCUUCAAAAACCAGGAGAGGAAGGGCCUUGAUCCGGCGCAGGAGGCCAACCCCCGCCAUGCUGUUCCGGCUCUCUGAGCACUCCUCGCCAGAGGAAGAGGCCUCCCCGCACCAGAGAGCCUCCGGAGAGGGGCACCACCACAAGUCGAAGAGACCCAACCCCUGUGCCUACACACCCCCCUCGCUGAAAGCUGUGCAGCGCAUCGCCGAGUCUCACCUGCAGUCCAUCGGCAACCUGAGCGAGAACCAGGGCUCAGAGGAAGAGGAUGAGCUUGGGGAGCUCCGGGAGCUGGGCUACCCAAGAGAGGAAGAAGAGGAGGAGGACGAUGAAGAAGAGGAGGAGGAGGAGGAGGAGGAGGACAGCCAGGCUGAGAUCCUGAAGGGCAGCAGGGGGUCUGCUGGGCAGAAGACAACUUGUGGCCAGGGUCUAGAGGGGCCCUGGGAGCGCCCACCCCCUCUGGAUGAGCCCCAGAAAGAUGGAAGCUCUGAGGACCAAGUGGAAGACCCCACACUAAGUGAGCCCGGUGAGGACCCUCAGCGCUCUGCCCACACCGUGCCUGGCACAUAGGCACUCAGCCAUGUAUCUCCCAUAAGGAAGUGGAGGGGACAUCGUUGCUCCCCAGAAACCCACUCGGUCCCCACCCUAUUUUCUGCCCUUCCCCUCACUUGCUAGGGCUGCGGCUUCUGACUUCUAGACAACUAAAAUUGGUCUUUGCUUGUUCGCCCACCUUUGGCUGAUGCCCAGAGUCCUGGGCACUUGCUGCCUGAUACCUACCUCUGCCAGUCAUUCCCCUCAUCACCCAGUGGGAGGCAGGAUGUGAGAGAGCUUGCUUGGAAAAUCUGGUAACCCAAGGGCAAAGGUUCAUCCUUCACACUUCUACUCCCAGGCCCUCUCCCUUGGGCACAGGAAAACCCCAGGGCAGGACCCUAAGAUAGGAAGAAAGGGGGUACAGAGAACCUGUAGGUGCCCUAGAUCCUUCUCCAUCCCCUCUCCUCCUGGGGGGAUUCCCAGUCACUACCCCUCUUUCUGGCUUCUACCAGGGCUGAGGAUUCAGGCAUCCUUCUCCACAGUUUCUACUCUUUGGAAAUCUUCCCCUAUCACCCCUGCUCCCCAGCCUGGGUGCCUGGAAGAUGGACUGGCAGAGGAUGCUUUGUUGCAUUUUGUUUGUGCUUCGAUGCCAAGAAUGCCACCUAGUAUACAUCCUUAAAGGGGUUACAUGUUGAGGGGAGCCAGGUCCUUCUUGUCCUCCAGCUGCUCUGCCCCUCCCCCUUUUCCUUGACGCCAGACCUGAACUGCUCUUGUGCUGUAAUAAAUCUUUGUAAAUAACUG
Phyllostomus discolor (pale spear-nosed bat) is the source of this 1770-nucleotide messenger RNA. It is a transcript of the gene PPP1R1B, whose product is annotated as protein phosphatase 1 regulatory inhibitor subunit 1B. NCBI's taxonomy places the organism in Eukaryota, Metazoa, Chordata, Mammalia, Chiroptera, Phyllostomidae. Gene Ontology annotation, biological process: intracellular signal transduction. The transcript has 7 exons. Gene Ontology annotation, molecular function: protein phosphatase inhibitor activity. Bases 439 to 1008 code for a protein of 189 amino acids. The record is from RefSeq and is a predicted model, not a curated record. Gene Ontology annotation, cellular component: cytoplasm.